Messenger RNA from Lagopus muta (rock ptarmigan), 762 nucleotides. RefSeq names its product cathelicidin-B1-like. Gene Ontology annotation, cellular component: extracellular region. Gene Ontology annotation, biological process: defense response to Gram-negative bacterium; innate immune response; antimicrobial humoral immune response mediated by antimicrobial peptide. The record is from RefSeq and is a predicted model, not a curated record. Lineage: Eukaryota; Metazoa; Chordata; Aves; Galliformes; Phasianidae. The transcript has 4 exons. Gene Ontology annotation, molecular function: lipopolysaccharide binding. Bases 1 to 762 code for a protein of 253 amino acids.
AUGAGCAGGAUGCGGCCCUCCGAGGUGCUGCUGCUGCUGCUGCUGCUGCUGGGGUCAUCCAGAGCUGUCACACUGGGGCUGGAUGUGUCUGCUGCGCCGGGGCUGGAUGGAUCGAUCCCACCAGGGCUGGAUGGAUCAAUCCCACCAGGGUUGGAUGGAUCAAUCCCACCAGGGCUGGAUGGAUCGAUCCCACCAGGGUUGGAUGGAUCGAUCCCACCAGGGUUGGAUGGAUCGAUCCCACCAGGGUUGGGUGGAUCCACGCCAACUGGGCUGGAUGGUUCCAUUACACCCAAGCUGGAUGGACCCAUCACCCCAAAGCUGGAUGGAUCCAUCUCACCAUCCUGGCCCUGGCGCUGGCCCACCACCUACGUGGAUGCCAUCCUGGCAGCCGUGCGGUUGCUCAACCAGAAGAUCUCGGGUCCAUGCACCCUACGACUGCGGGCAGCACAACCCCAACCUGGCUGGGCUGGGACCCUGAAGCGUCGGCGGGAGGUGAGCUUCCUUGUGGAGGAUGCCCCGUGCCCACCUGGGGUCGACUGCAGGAGCUGCGAGCGAGGGGCCCUGCAGCGCUGCGUGGGCACCGUGUCCAUGGAACAGCAGCCCACUGCUGAGCUGCGCUGCAGACCGCUGCGGGUGCAGCCCAUCCGCAACUGGUGGACCCGCAUCCGGGAGUGGUGGGAUGGCAUCAGGAAGCGCCUGCGGCAGCGCGGCCCCUUCUAUGUGCGUGGACGUCUGAACAUCACCAGCACUCCACGGCCGUGA